AUGAACAACCUUGAGAUGUCUGGCAAGGCGCUCUGGAGCAAACAGGGUAAGGCACGCCGAGCCUUGCUUACCAAAAUCUACGAACCGGCUUCACGGCUGCGGAAAGGGUCUCCCGAGUACAACAAACUUGCAUCCUCGGGGCGGAUAUGGGAGGAAUAUUUCCAGCCCGGCAACAGUCUCGAAAAGGGAUAUGUAGGGCUCCAGAAGAAGCAUAAGCGUUUGCUGGACGAUAUCGACGUUCUGAAAGCAAAACUUCCGACGGUGGAGCUGGGCAAACCCAUGGUUUUCGAAUACGCGCAACAGUCCGUCAUGAUCGAGAACAACCCCCUGACAGUCGGAGAUGCGAACCGCAUCUUCGAAUCGAUGCAGAAGAAUGUUUUCAGACGCGUUGACCUGGCUUCGACUUCCAGCAGCGAGCUCGUCAGAAUUGUCACAUCUGAGGCCGAGGGCGAAACUGGCGACGACUCUUCAAUCAACGAGCUGAAGAUUCACAUCAUAGCAUCGCAGUGGAUCGCCGAGAACGCAGCAGGCAAGGUUUGCACCGCGGGGCUCUGCGAAGACGAGGUACGAGACCUCGCCGUCGUGUCUGUCAGAAACACAAAGUCUGAGGCGGCUUACGACAUAUGGGGAGGAAAAGACCAGACCAAAGACUCUGAAGCCAGCAGCAACCUGGUAUGGGGGGCAGGCGUUCCGCUCGGAGGGUACCGAAAUCUGCCCAUCACGGUUCGCAGCAACCGUCUCCGAAUCUUUCCCUACCCACAGGAAUUCCCCGCCUGCGUCAAGAGAUUCUUCGAGUGGCGCGAUACGCAGCAUCGCGAGAAGGCACUCCAUCCGCUGGUUCUGGCCUGUCAGAUGACGGCUUACUUUGUCCACGUUCAUCCGUUUCCCGACGGUAAUGGGCGUACCAGCCGCAUGAUCGAGCAGGAUUACCUUGCUCGUCAAGGCUACUUACCGGUGGUUAUCCGGGGGUUGCAGCGGAAGGACUAUUUGCGGAUGAUCGACAACGCCAGCGAAGGCAAACCAGGCGAGUUUGUAACGGCAGCCCUAGAGGCUCAGCUAUCGGCGCUGCAGAUAUUAUACAGGCGUUACCUCCUGACGGACGACUUGUAG
Molecule: messenger RNA, 1110 nt
Organism: Colletotrichum spaethianum
Lineage: Eukaryota; Fungi; Ascomycota; Sordariomycetes; Glomerellales; Glomerellaceae
Product: adenosine monophosphate-protein transferase Fic
Exons: 1
Coding region: 1-1110 (369 amino acids)
Source: RefSeq, a predicted model, not a curated record